UUCUUUAGACAUCUCAUGUGUGUUAUCAAGACGUCUCCCUUCCAGGGGCAUACUGUCAUCUAUGAAGUGUUUGUAGACCUGGAACCCACAGUUAUUGAUGAAGUUCGCACUGGUACCUACUGCCAGCUCUUCCACCUUGAGCAGCUCAUCACAGGCAAGGAAGAUGCCACCAAUAACUAUGCCCGUGGCCACUACACCAUUGGCAAGGAGAUCAUUGACCUCGUCUUGGACAGAAUUUGCAAACUGGCCGACCAGUGCACAGGUCUUCAGGGCUUCUUGGUUUUCCACAGCUUUGGCGGGGGAACUGGUUCUGGGUUCACCUCCCUGCUGAUGGAGAGGCUCUCUGUUGAUUACGGAAAGAAGUCCAAGCUGGAGUUCUCCAUCUACCCAGCCUCCCAGGUUUUCACUGCUGUGGUUGAGCCCUACAAUUUCAUCCUCACCACCCACACCGCCCUGGAGCACUCUGAUUGUGCCUUCAUGGUAGACAACGAGGCUGUCUAUGACAUUUGUCGUAGAAACCUCAACAUUGAGCGCCCCACCUACACUAACCUUAACCGCCUCAUUAGCCAGAUCGUGUCCUCCAUCACUGCUUCCCUCAGAUUUGAUGGAGCAGUGAAUGUUGACCUGACACGUUGAUAAAGUAAUGUUUUU
Messenger RNA from Myodes glareolus (Bank vole), 651 nucleotides. The record is from RefSeq and is a predicted model, not a curated record. NCBI's taxonomy places the organism in Eukaryota, Metazoa, Chordata, Mammalia, Rodentia, Cricetidae.